Molecule: messenger RNA, 2980 nt
Organism: Nerophis ophidion (straightnose pipefish)
Lineage: Eukaryota; Metazoa; Chordata; Actinopteri; Syngnathiformes; Syngnathidae
Product: zinc finger protein OZF-like
Exons: 2
Coding region: 233-1696 (487 amino acids)
Biological process (GO): regulation of transcription by RNA polymerase II
Molecular function (GO): RNA polymerase II cis-regulatory region sequence-specific DNA binding; DNA-binding transcription factor activity
Source: RefSeq, a predicted model, not a curated record
GGAAACGGAAGUUGCUGGCUUGUAGCGCGUGCGCAAAUGAGCUUGAAGCGCAGCAAAGAGACAAAGACCGCAUGCUAUGUUUGUUCGGAGAUUCUUCGAAUUCACGAUCUUAAAGUCAUAUGAUUCACGGCAAAUAUAGCAACAAAUAUCUCGAUUCGUAUUUCCCAAAGCCACGAAACGUGCAUUGAGUUUGGAGCGAUACCUGAAGUGAAGAUUGAAGACGUGAUAGAAGAUGGACGACUACUGCUAUGCUAAGAUGGUGACGUCAUGUCAAAGAGAACAUUCCAGCAAAUCACCAACGGAGAUAAAGACGGAAGAUGAAGACAUCCAGCAGCUGAAUCCAGAAGAGGUUUCCCCUCAGUCAGGGGGGAGCUCCACUUUGAAGCAGGAGACUCCACAACCACCCUGCAUUAAAAAAGAAGAGGAGAAACUCUGCAUUGCUCAGGAGGGAGAGUGUCUUCUAGGACGAGAGGAAGCUGAUUACACCAUGUUUCCACUGACUGUUGUCUCUGUGAAGACUGAAGAUGAUGAAGAGAAACCACAAGUAGACAACCUCUUAGCUCCACUAUCAGAUAGUGAGGCUGAAGACGAGGUUGAAGAACCUUUGAGCAGCGAUACAGACUGUGAAGGUGAUAUGAGGACUCACACUGACAACAAACACUCUGAAUGCUCUUCAAAGAAGAGAGGUGAAACAUGUUUGAGCUGCUCAGUUUGUGGUGAAAGUUUUACGAAAAAGAGCCAUUUGACUCAACACAUGAGAACACAUAUGGGCAAAAAAACAUUUAAGUGUUCAGUUUGUGACAAAAGCUUUUCUCGAAAUAACUCUUUGACUCAACACAUGAGAACACACACAGGUGAAAAACCUUUUAUUUGUUCAGUUUGUGGAAAAAGCUUUUCUCAAAAUAACUCUUUGACUCAACACAUGAAAACACACACAGGUGAAAAACCAUUUAAUUGUUCAGUUUGUGGCAAAAGCUUUUCUCAAAAUGCCCAUUUGACUCAACACAUGAUAACACACACAGGUGAAAAACCAUUUAAUUGUUCAGUUUGUGGCAAAAGCUUUUCUCAAAAUGCACAUUUGACUCAACACAUGAAAACACACACAGGUGAAAAAGCAUUUAAUUGUUCAGUUUGUGGCAAAAGCUUUUCUCAAAAUAUCAAUUUGACUCAACACAUGAUAACACACACAGGUGAAAAACCAUUUAAUUGUUCAGUUUGUGGCAAAAGCUUUUCUCACAAUAGCAAUUUGACUGAACACAUGAGAACACACACAGGUGAAAAACUAUUUGAUUGCUCAGUUUGUGGCAAAGGUUUUUAUCAAAAUUGCCGUUUGACUCAACACAUGAGAACACACACAGGUGAGAAACCAUUUAAAUGUUUAGUUUGUGGCAAAAGCUUUUCUCAAAAUUGCCAUUUGACUCAACACAUGAGAACACACACAGGUGAAAACAAAUUUGAUUGUUCGGUUUGUGGCAAAAUCUUUUCUGGAAAUACUUCUUUGACUCAACACCUUAGAACACACACAAAACCAUUUAACUGUUCGAUUUGUGGUGAAAACUUUUCUAUGAAGAGACUUUUGAGUCAACACAUGAGAACACACACAGGUGAAAAACCAUUUAGUUGUUCAGUGUGCUGUAAGAGGUUCCCACAUAAUGCAGGCGCAGUAAAACACAUGAGAACACACAAGGGAAAAUAACCAAUCAGCUGUUUAGUUUGUGGUAUGUUGCUCAUAUGUGGCGACAUCCACCCUACCCAGGACCUCCUCACUGCUUCUUUCACAAAUAUCUGAGGUAUUCAUACAAACUUGGAUUAUUUGGAGUAUAAUCUUAUCCACUCAUGACCCCAUGUCUUCUCUGUAUCUGAAACCUUCCUGAACAGUAAGAUAGAUGAUGCUUCAAGUGCUUGGUUACUCCUUCUUCAGUCCAGGGACCUGGGGCCUCAUGUGUCAAGUUUGUGCACGCUCAAAAACCUGCACUACACCGUUUGUCACGGUGAAGUUGAGAUGUAUCAAAACUGAAGUUGAUGCAUAAGUGAUGCUGGGUAACUGUUUGCAUGACAAACUGCCAACUUUUGCUCCUCAGACUGAUUGAUGUGCAAAUCAGAGACAUAUGAACAAUUAACCCCCAACACCCACAACCCAACCCCCAACAUCCCUCGACAUUCGGGCAUAACAGGUUCAAUCCGGCCCCCGAGUUGAGUUUGCAAAGUGUAAAAUUCAGCUGCAUUUUUUAAUGAAAGAAACUGCUUUUCUAAUUGUGUCCACUGGAUGUCGCAAUAGCAAUUCUGUGAGGCAAGCAAAUAGUUUAUACCGAUGCGAGCAAGUAUACCAAGCAAGAUGUACACGGUAAAGCGGGGCUGUGACUCCUCCCCCUCCAGCCAACGUAAAAGAGGAGUAAAAUAAUCAAUCAGUAACCCCACUUCAAAUGCAGCAUGAGACACUGCACACUGAUAUAGUUCUGUGAAAAUGAUUGUCUUCUGUGCAAAUGUAAAGAAAGUGAACAGUGUGUGAUUUACUGCAAUACUGUCACUCUUUCAACUUUUUAUUUGGGCUUUGUUGAAAUUGUUCACACAUUGCACUGCUUUUAUUUUUCUGUCAAUACACAUUAUGUCUAGAAGACAGGAAGUAACUCAACACUCUUGAAUAGUUUCUACCUCAGUGUGUAUGGUUUGUUGAGUUAGCACAGGAUUAAUAUGUGGAAAUGACAAAUGAGGUAGUUGAUUCUUAAAAUAGCUUUUAUUCAUGCUUUAUUUAGUUUUUUGUUCAACUCUAGAUGGGCUGUCACUUAAAGUUUAAUUGCUUUGUACAAAGACUGCGAUUAAGUCUAAGGUCAUUGUGUUCUUCAAGGUGUUUCUGAAAAUGCACCCUUUGUUUCCUCUAAAUGUUUAACUAACUUGAAGUGUUUUGUCAGGAUGAUUAUUUGUAAUACAGAAUGUGUUUGUUCUGUUUUGGGCCAAAGUAAAAUAAAGAAAACAAUCUGAA